AUGUUCUUGACAAGCCUUAGAGCUUACAGAUCGGUUUUUUAUGCCUCAAGAUGCCUCUCAACUAGUAUUUUUAGGCUAAAACAACCUUGCCUGGUUACCCCAGUGAGGUCUUUUAGCUACAUGAGAAGGAAUUUUAGUGAAAAUAGCAGGUUUGAUUUUGAAAUGAAUCAGAAAGUCUGAUGAAUUAUGAGAGGAAUCCCAUUUAAUAUCACUGAAGAGGAGAUUUAUAAAUUCUUUGAGUCUUAUAACUACCUUAAAGGUAGUCUUAUAAUUGGGGUAGAUAGGAAUAACAGAAGAACUGGCUUUGCGACCAUCCUUUUUGAGAACACUGAGGAGAUGAGAAAAGCCGUGGUUGAAAGACAGGGAAAAGUGAUGAGACACCGGUGGGUUGAGCUCUUUGAGAAUGACUUUAGCAAAUGGAAGGACUUCACUCUCCAUCAAAAAGGAGAUAGCACCCAUGCCCUUUCAACAUACAUCACUCAUGACAAUAAGGACACUAUUGUUGCCUUGCUUGGAAUCCCCUUCCAAGCUAGGGAAUCUGAUAUAUUAGAAUUCAUGAAAGAUUUUGCUAUUGCAAAAGAUGAUAUCGUGAUUGGCAAGAGAUUUGGAAAAUCUGCAGGCAAAGCCAUUGUAUUUCUUAAAGACAGACAGGAAGUGCACAGGGCUGAAAAAGAGCUUGACAUGAAGUAUAUUGGUAAUAGAUACAUCCAAGUCAGAGCAGCUGGCAAAGUUCAACACCUCUAAAAGAUCGUGAAGAUUAUAUAACUAUUUUUCAGCCGCCAACUGGGU
Messenger RNA from Moneuplotes crassus, 789 nucleotides. The record is from the annotation of a GenBank genome assembly. Lineage: Eukaryota; Ciliophora; Spirotrichea; Euplotida; Euplotidae.